AUGGAUCUCCUGAAAAAUCUUCCAGAAGCCACGAACUCUCCCUCGCCCAAACUGGUCGACCAGAAGAAGCAGCAAAAAGCCUGUCCGUUGAACCAGGAAAGUAGUAAAACUGCGGCGGACUCGAGUCCCAAAGGAGGUGGAAGCUUGGGACGGUUAAUAGAAGCUGUGAGCGAAGCAGUUAAAGAGGAAGUGAAGAAUAUAGGAGUGACCAGCGUUUACGACUUCACGGACCAAACGACGCCAUUCCGAGGCCCCAAAUCCUUCAGCACGGUUGCGUCUUUCCCUUCCUCGUCUUCACCUUACUCAUCCUGGCAUGCGCCUCCCCCGUGGCCUCUGUCCCCUCCGUCGACGUGCGUCUGGCUCAGCGUCAAGGAGAAUGGCGGGCACUUCAUGAAUCCCGUCAAACUGCAGGGGAUUCUUGGUCUUCAUUCAGAUCAGCUGGAAAAAUCAACGAACCUGACAGUCCGAGUGGAGAACCCUCACACAGGUUGUGUGAGCAAACGAGCAGGUAACAAAGAGGACCUGGGCAUAGAGGAGCCGUCGACAGUCGGUUUCGAUUCCUCUUUCCCUGUGCUGGUGGACCCCCUCGACCCAUCCUCAGCGGCUUCGAGGGCUUCCAUCUCACUGCCUCUUCAGGUAGUGGACGCGAACAUGACUUCCCUAGUGACGCCGCGGCUCACCCGAGCUCCACACUGCGGCUCGCACGAGCCAGAGACGUGUACUCCUGCGUCAUGUCUUAACGGGGGAAGGUGCAUCAAGACUGUGAAUGGUAACAGGUGUGUGUGCCCAGGUGGGUCUUGGGGUUACCAGUGCAAAGUCCUCACUCGAACCUUCAGAGGCUCAGGAUUUGCGUGGAUCCAGCCUCUGCCAUCUUGCAUACCCACCACGAUAUCCUUCCGAGUCCUCACGAGGAAGCAGGAAGCUCUCCUUCUCUACGCUGGUCCACUCGUUCACUAUUCUCAAAGCCCUCUUUCUACUCCUACGCCAUUACUUGCUCUGCAGCUGGUUGAGGGCAAGGUGCAGAUGGUGAUAGAUGGAGGAGCAGCGCCACUCAAGUUGCAGGUGGAGAGGAGUGUCAAUGAUGGGGAGUGGCAUAGCAUACAUACGAGGCUCGAUGAUCAGGGCGCCUCCCUCAUGGUGGACCAAUUAAGUGGAGAAUUGGACGUCAACAACAACAACAACAACAACGUGAAGGACUCUCAGAGUGUUACUUGGGCACAGUGGAGAGAUCCCAAGGAUUCAGAGUUGUGGUUCAGUGGCUCUCCUAUUCAGAUCGGGGGAUUGGCCCAUAGACGCCCCACCUCAGAAGACCAUGGCUGGAAGGAGGCUCCCAUCUCUCAGCCACUGGAUGGAUGCCUCUCGCACCUGGUUUAUAAAUGGUCAGGUGAGCUGAUGGAUUUGGGCGAACCUGCUCUGAGCAAAGACAGUGUGGCAGGGUGUCUGCCACAAGAGGCCUCUUGUUCCUAUGGCUUGGGUGCUUGUGGAGUCAGAGGAACUUGCCUUGGGGGUCUAAGUACACCAGAGUGUCACUGUGAUCCAGGAUGGACUGGCCCUAAGUGUAACAGACGCACAGUCCCGGCUAGACUAAGGUCUAAGUCGUACGUGAAAUUGGGUCUUGUCGUUCACGAGCCUUCGUCAAGAAGCGUCAGCGUCCAAUUACAGUCUGGAAUCGCCUGUGCCUCUAUGAGACAUUCAGACAUUCCCGCGGAGUCAGUCUGCAUAAGUGGACGUCCUCUCGGCGACGGAUUGUGGCAUACCCUCAGAGCAGAGUGCCAGGGCCGGAAUAUGAUGAUAAGCGUCGAUGACGGAGACGGACUCAGGCAAAAUACUUCCUUACCAUCUCUUUCAAAUAACCUACCGCUCGGUGAAGGAUACCAACAAGAAUUUGAUGGUUUGAGCAGUCUGCCUCUGCCGUUUGUAAUUGACCAGCUUAGUGGUGUUACAGUGGGAGAGGGCCCUGAUCUUAGAGAUGAAGGACUCAGACAAGAUGGUGAUGACUUGGAGGGAACAUGUCUUGACGAUCUUCGAAUAUCCGCUUCCGCUCCUCUGGCACCGACGCUAAACAGAACGAGCUGGGCUGAGAUACUAACUUUCAAAAGGAUCGAGUCCGGUUGCAAAUCCAGAGACGCCUGCCAAGAUAUUGCCUGCGCCGCCCCUCUCUGCAGCAACAAUUGGGGAAGACCCAUCUGCAGUUGUGGCGAGGGGCGCCACCUGUCGGGCCGAACUUGCGAGGACAUCGACGAAUGCCUGUGGGGACCCUGUCUUCAUGGAGGCUCCUGCUACAACGCGAAUCCAGGAUUCCAUUGCGUCUGCGGACCGAGUUACGCCGGGGAAUAUUGCCAGUGGAACAAUCACCAUUCCCAAGCGCACCCACUCGCCGCUCCGACAGCAAUCGCUGCCGUAACUCUGUCCCUACUGCUCUUUGUCUUUGUCGGAGUCUUCAUCUCCUUCCGCCUAAGACGCCACUGGAUGACGAAGAAACUGGCUCCAGAAGGCGAGGCAUCUGCCACUGGAGACGAGGGCAUUAUCGGGCAGGAAGAUGCCACGAUCAUUGAAGUCAAAGGGGGCACGGAGGAAGGAGGGGGAGGAGGAGGAGGGGGUGGAGGUGGGGUAGGGUAUUCGUGCCCGGAGAAAGAAAAGCAAGUGGUCCUCGAAAGUCUCCAUCUUCAGUUGCCUGGAAUUCAGCAAACUGCGCCAAGUGAAGACAAGGGCUCGAACUCAAAUCUGGUCAGGCAGCCGCUGAGCCAAGAGUCGUUAGCGAAAGCAGCAGCCCACCUCUUGGAAGGCAGGUCACUGGAUGACCCCGUGGCGGCCAAAGAUGACCUCCGUGCUUAUGCUUACGAAGGGGAGGGGUCGUCAGCAGGCUCGCUCUCGUCUGCUCUGUCAGGCCUGAGAGUCGAACAGACGGAAGAGUUCUCCACGUCCCCGCUGGUUCCAGCAUUCCUGGACGUCAUGGAUCUCCUGAAAAAUCUUCCAGAAGCCACGAACUCUCCCUCGCCCAAACUGGUCGACCAGAAGAAGCAGCAAAAAGCCUGUCCGAUGAACCAGGAAAGUAGUAAAACUGCGGCGGACUCGAGUCCCGUAAAAAUUUCUCAGCAGUCAAUAGACGUUUUACAAGAAAAGUUCAGUAGUGUAACGACAGCAAAAACUUAGGGAUGGAUAAAAAAAAAAGAAAAUAUAAAAAAGAAAAAAAA
Molecule: messenger RNA, 3194 nt
Organism: Macrobrachium nipponense
Lineage: Eukaryota; Metazoa; Arthropoda; Malacostraca; Decapoda; Palaemonidae
Product: neural-cadherin-like
Biological process (GO): homophilic cell-cell adhesion; heterophilic cell-cell adhesion; establishment or maintenance of epithelial cell apical/basal polarity
Cellular component (GO): protein-containing complex; plasma membrane
Molecular function (GO): calcium ion binding
Source: RefSeq, a predicted model, not a curated record